AUGACCAUAGCGGAAAAUUCGACGCAAUCGGUUGACGAGUUUAAAACAUGUUUGUAUGAUAUGCAAAAUGUCCGCAAACAAUUGACCAAGUUGAUUUUAUCCGCGCAGGAUGUUGACCAAAAGUAUUUCGAGGUAAUUGAGCGCACACUUUAUGAGCUAUGCGAUAGUCGAACGAAUGGUGAAAUUCGAAAAAUCGCUUCUCACGGCUCAACGUUCUCAAUCAACAUUCAAGACGAGAUUCGUGGACUCAAGAAAGACGAUGAAUUCCUCAAGAAAUAUUUGCAAGUCGAAGAUCAUCGCUGGGAAUUGAUCGAUGUUCCCGAGAUUCUAUCGCGCUAUUUUGCACGUGGUGUCGAAGAAUUCUACAAUGAGAUGGAGAUGUGCGAAAAGUUCUUGCGCAAGCUCAUUGAAACCGAAUCGACCGAUGGUGUUCUUCCAUUGUUCAUCACUGAUUGGGAUGGAACCAUGAAGGAUUAUUGCUCGCAAUACGCCACUAAUGUUCAGCCCGUCUAUAGUGCGGUAGCAAUGGGACACUUUGCGCGCCAGUUCACUCGCGCUUUUGCCGUUUUGACAGCCGGACCACUUCGCCGUCCAGGAAUUCUCGACUUGACCGCACUUCCCAUUGAUGGACCAGUUCUAUUCAGUGGCUCUUGGGGACGCGAAUGGUGGCUUCGCGGUAAGCGUGUCGUUCAUGAAGACGGAAUUCCCGAAGAAGGAAGCGUUGCGAUUGGGCAGUUGUACGAGCAAAUGGAUGAAGUCAUCCAUGAAGGUGAUUUUGUCCAAUUCGCGCUAGUUGGAAGCGGAAUUCAGAAGAAGGUCGAUCGCCUCACAUUGGGCGUCCAAACAGUCUUCGGUCAAGUGCCACGUGAUUUGUCGUCGCGAUACAUUGAGGCGGUCAAGGAGCGCAUUCAUCGGGUCGAUCCGAGCAACCAGUUUCUGGUUCUCGAAAACUGUUCGCCAUUAGAAAUCGAGGUGUGCGUGCACUCAUCGGGAACGGUUUGGAACAAGGGUGAUGGUGUUAGCUCAUUGGUUGAAUCGCUUGGCGAUUCACUGAAGAAUGGCAAGGUGUGUGUUGCUGGCGACACACCAAGCGAUUUGCCGAUGCUCAAGAGAGCAAUGGACGAAAAUCCCGAGAAUACCUUCGCACUUUUUGUUGAUGCCAGGGAAAAUUUAAAAUCGAUGGUCGCUCAAAUUGUACCUGAUGAAAGCCGCGUUUGUUUUGUGUCGAACCCCGAUGUUAUUCACGCAGCGUUUGCCAAGAUCAUUAAAGAAGCCGCGCAACAAUAA
Caenorhabditis bovis is the source of this 1287-nucleotide messenger RNA. Lineage: Eukaryota; Metazoa; Nematoda; Chromadorea; Rhabditida; Rhabditidae. The record is from the annotation of a GenBank genome assembly.